AUGACGGACCACCACCACAGCAGUAGCCACUUUGAAGAGGCAUCCGCAGUCAAUGCCGAAACGUUUUCUGAUACAUUUUCUAACACUCAUACAGAAGAUGACUUACCCGUGAUUGAGCUGUCCUCUGAGUACUCGGCCAAUGGAGAAGAUAUCCAGAAGGUUCAGGAAGGUGUCCAGGCUCAGCUAUGUCCAACGGCCAUUGCCGUGGCCGAGCUUGUGACCACAGCUAGAGACAUUGAAUCUGGAUGGCUGGCCAGAUCUGCCCGAGCCGAGUUUAUCAGUGCUACAUUUGUCAAGCCGGAUGCCUCUACUGGCUUGGGAUUCAAUCUCUGCAAGAAAAAGCCACGCAUUGCUUCGAUUCGGGAUGGUGGCCAGGCUUCCUCAUCGCCAUUGAGAGUGGGUGAUCGACUCAUUUCAAUCAACAAGAAACUGUGUAGUUCCAUGGGCAGUGCUUCCAUCAGAAAGCUAGUGCAGUCUUUGACGGGACCCAUAGAAAUCGUCGUCCAUAACAAGGGUGGUUCCCCAGUCUUUGUCGAAAGCAUGGUCACUAAAUCGCACAAGCAAGAGCGCUGUGGACUGGUACUCACACGAUCUGGACACGAUGGCAAAUUGCUUGUCUCCAGUAUAUGCGAGGGACAUGUCUUUGUGAAUUCCCUUAUCAACCAGGGUGACGAGAUUGUUUCCAUCAACCGAAUCACGUGCCACCACUUAUCAGCAGUGGAAGCUGCCAAUAUCAUCAAGGAAACACCAACGCAUGUCACUGUCAUUGCCCGAACUUUGAGGGAGACUGGCGUGGUGGUGGCAGAGUUACCCUCGACAGGGAGAGAGUCCAGAUCGGCUGCCAAUCACAGGUCGAGAUCGGCUGCCAAUCACAGCAGUAAUAGGGCGGCUGCCCUGCGACAGGCACGCUGUAGAGCCUUCCGACACAAUGUGUAUAUACUACUGGUUGUGGGUCUGUUUGCGAUUAUACUCUUUUAUACUUUUCUCUGUGUAUAG
Messenger RNA from Seminavis robusta, 996 nucleotides. The record is from the annotation of a GenBank genome assembly. Lineage: Eukaryota; Bacillariophyta; Bacillariophyceae; Naviculales; Naviculaceae.